This is a messenger RNA of Pyricularia oryzae 70-15, 828 nucleotides long. RefSeq lists its product as uncharacterized. The record is from RefSeq and is a predicted model, not a curated record. NCBI's taxonomy places the organism in Eukaryota, Fungi, Ascomycota, Sordariomycetes, Magnaporthales, Pyriculariaceae. Bases 1 to 828 code for a protein of 275 amino acids. The transcript is spliced from 3 exons.
AUGGCCAUCCUGGCAACUCUCGAGACCGCCCCAGAUUUCCCCGCACAGCACCAAAUUGAUGUUGCCGCUUGCGGAAGCACCACGGGGAGUCUGAUUCGAUUCAUCAAUAGCUGGGGGAAAAUGUUUCGUAUGCUUGUAGAGAUCGUCGACGAUAGGGUCUUCCUGAUCCGGAGAGAGAGAGAGAGAGAGAGAAUUCCCCUACGGAGCUUAUCCCGGACAUACAAGGCUUCGCGAACGGUGAGGUACCGGUUCGGAAACCUGAGGUUCCUCGUCCGCUUUGACGGAGAAGGGUAUCGUCCUGGCGAUGACGAGCCGGCGCGGGCCCGGAGAACGGAGAAUCACGUGGGCAACCAGACCAAUUCGCACAUCUCUGCUCAUGAUUUGGCCGAGAGUAUGCGCCGCGCCAGCGUCUCGGUCGAAACUGAGGUCGACAGGGAUGUGAUCAAGAUCCAGAAGUCUGGCGCACUGGUCGCUCAGGACAUGGUCCUUGAUCUCAAGACCCGCAGCAAGAACAAAGAUCAGCUCGAUAAGAUGAUGGACGCAGAGUUGCAGCCAUCAUCGCUCUGGCGCGGGCCCAACCGGAUCCAAAGAUUUAGGUCUGUCGCUCAGAGGCUGGUAUGCUCGAGAAGCGUCGGCAGGUGGAGGGUCUCGCAAAUGCCCUAUCGCAAGAGACUAGGAAGAGAUGGAUCGGCAGCUCAGCAGGAGGAAGGUUGGACGGGAACUGAUGGGAUGAAAAGGACCAUGACAGCGACCGCCGUUGGGACGAGGAACUCGGCGACUUUGCUGCCGCAGGGUCCCUCGAGGAAUUGCGGGUACUGUGGUCGGUGA